AUGCACUCACGGCGGCAGGCGCGCCGCCUGUCGGCCCUGCGCCACCUGCCCUCCCUGGAGGCCCUUGCCUGCGACGCGCCCCUGGGGCCCGCCGCGCUGCGCGCGCUGCGGGCCGCGGCCGGCGCGCGGCUGGGGGCGCUGCGGCUGGGCGCGGCGCCGCGGCAGCACUGGCAGGGCGGGUGCCUGGACGAGCUGGCGGCGAUGCGGCGGCUCACGGCGCUGACGGUGGCCUGCAUCGCGGGGCGCAGCCUCACGCACGCGGCGCCGCUGGCGGCGCUCUCCGGCCUGCGGCGGCUGCAGCUCCCGCUGGUGUCGCGGCUGCCUUGGUUGGUGAACCUCGGACUGCACGACACCGCGCUGGCGGCCGAGGACCUGCUCGCCCUCGCGCGCUGCCCGGCGCUGGAGUCGCUGUCGGUCGACGCGAUCCAGCUGGCCCCCGCCGGCCGCCAGGCGCCGCGACCGCUGCAGCGCCUGGCGCGGCUGCGCUGCAACGCGCCGGCCCUGGGGGCGGCGCGGCUGGACGAGCUGUUCCCGGCGCUCGUCAGCUUUGGGCCGUUUAAGGACACUUUGGGGCCAGGGGGCUACGGCGUGAGUGCGUCGCUCGCCACCAUCAUCGGCGCCCGCCGCCUGCGCAGCCUCACCCUGAUGAUGGGGGCCCUGCGAGCGCCCAGCUCGGGUGUCGCCGCCGCCGCCGCCCCCGCUGCCGCUGACGUGGCGGCUGCGCUCGCGCAGCUGCCGUGCCUGUCAGACGUGUCGUUGGUCGGCCUGGCAGGCGGGCUCGACGCCCGCGACCCCGCCGCCAGCGCGGCGCUCGUUUUGGAGCUUUCGCGGCGGCUGGCGGGCGGCCUCGAACGGGUGGCGCUGGAGGAGUGGGGCGAGGGGGAGCUGGCCGCGUUUGGGCGGCUGCUGCCGUGCGUGCGCGAGGCGGCGCCAGACCUGCUGGUGACGGUGCGGUCGCAAUGGGCAGGCUGA
Monoraphidium neglectum is the source of this 972-nucleotide messenger RNA. RefSeq lists its product as hypothetical. The coding region runs from base 1 to 972 and encodes 323 amino acids. NCBI's taxonomy places the organism in Eukaryota, Viridiplantae, Chlorophyta, Chlorophyceae, Sphaeropleales, Selenastraceae. The transcript is spliced from 5 exons. The record is from RefSeq and is a predicted model, not a curated record.